UGAAUCGAACCGGGAUCAUGGCAACCGGUUAUUCGGUUUGGUUUAAUUAAGUAGCCGGGCUCUUCUUCUUCUUCUUCUUCUUCGUUUUUCUUUCGCGGUCAACGGCAGAUUCCAAGCAGAAAAAAAUGGGAUCGUUUUGCAAGUUGAUCGAUGCCGCUCUCUUCUUAUUCUUCGCAGCCAUCGCGGUCGGCGUGCCGAUCUUCGACGGCCAAAUAACUCUCGGCGGCAUUUACCCGGCGUUCCUCGUGGAUCUGAAUCGGUGGUACAUUGUCGUAUUCGGCGACUACCUGUUUGAAGAGAAGCCGCAUUUCCUCGUCGGAAUUAUGUGGCACGAGCUCCUGUUUCUCUGGCCGCUCUCGAUCGUCAACGUCUACGCGUUUCUCACAGGGAAGUCGUGGUUCGGUACCACCUCCUUGCUGUACGGAGCUUCCCUCGUGACUUCUAUGUCUGCGAUAUUGGGAGAGAUGAUAGGUUCAGGGAGGGCAACAGAGACAUUGUUGAUGGUGUAUCUGCCUUUCAUGGGUUUUGGUGUUCUUGCUCUUCUUCGCGGUCUUCUUUCUCAAUCCAACAAAAGUGGUUCAUCUGUUGGCAAGAGACCAGUUAUUUUGUCCAGGAGGAAGCGUUCUUGAUCAUCAGGUUGAAGAUUCUUCUUCUCCUUUUGUCUCUAUGAAUUUCUGCUGGAUUCUUGUUAAAAGUACUCUGUUUCUGUUUUUUUGCAACAUUAUUGUUGUUUGAAAUGAAAUGAAGUUUUAAAUUUAACAACUCACACUUCACCAAACAAUGGCAAAUCACACAACCUAAAACCAGAUUAGCCAACAGACAAAACCUUUAGAAGGAAAACAGAGCCAUUAGAAGAAAAGGUGUGAGCUUUUGAUAAACCAAGCUUCAGAGACAAGACAGC
Molecule: messenger RNA, 901 nt
Organism: Thlaspi arvense
Lineage: Eukaryota; Viridiplantae; Streptophyta; Magnoliopsida; Brassicales; Brassicaceae
Source: the annotation of a GenBank genome assembly